Messenger RNA from Oryctolagus cuniculus (rabbit), 3685 nucleotides. RefSeq names its product mitogen-activated protein kinase kinase kinase kinase 1 (gene MAP4K1). NCBI's taxonomy places the organism in Eukaryota, Metazoa, Chordata, Mammalia, Lagomorpha, Leporidae. The record is from RefSeq and is a predicted model, not a curated record. Gene Ontology annotation, biological process: protein phosphorylation; intracellular signal transduction. Gene Ontology annotation, molecular function: MAP kinase kinase kinase kinase activity; ATP binding. Gene Ontology annotation, cellular component: cytoplasm.
UUGGCGCCUGCGCGUUUGCUCCGCCCGAGCUGGACCGACCGCGAGAGAAAAAGCUCAGUGUGACCCAGGGCGCAGCCGCCGUCGUGGGAGCGAGGAGGCGGGGCUGAGCUUUUCCCGGGCCUCGCAGGUCCCGCUUCGGGCCCGGGGACGCGCGCGCGCGCGCACGAAGGCGCCAGGAAGAGGCCGAGCCCUGCCGGCGUGCGUGCACGUCGUAUUGCGCGCGGCCGUGAACCCAAUGAACUGUGCGGGAAGGCACGGAGCCGCCUUUUUUUUUUUGGGCCGCGGCCGAGUCCCGACCAUCCUGGGCUCCUGAGACAGGAUCCCGAGCUUCUCCGUUUCAAGUUUUGAACUGUAGUCCCCACCCUCCGUCCCAGCUCCAGCCACAGGGGAAUAGGGGUCCACGAAGCCGUGCGCUCUGCUGUGCAGAGGCUGGGGUAAAAGGUUCCUAGCCUCCGCCCCCUGGCUGAAGGCUUAGACCCCCCUGUGUGCCGCCUUGAGUUAUUUGUGUCAAGACUGUACACUACACACGCGGGUACACAUGCAUGGCCACAUACGUGGAGGUGUGCGCUCUGGGUAACUCCACGUGUACACAGAUACCCAGGCAUGCACAUGUCUAAGCCUCUGCAAAACUCUGAGCACACGGACGUGUCCUAGGGAACAGGUGUGCAGGCUGCACGGCCGUCCCUGCGCAGACCUGCCACUUCCGAGUGUAAGCACCCAUGGCUAGUAGCCCCAGACACCCUCCAGCAGCCCAGGACUGGAGGAGGGGGGGAGAGGGGGUGCUAGGGCGCUCCCCUCCCCAGGUUACAAUUAAGGCUAUUUGCAUCUCAUUUACAUCCAGCCCCCGGCCUUGGGGGCGUAGGGGGGUCCCCUGGGUCCCGAGGCAAGCUGCUCCUCACUGGCUUUCGGAGCCCAGGGGACAGGGGUGGAGCCGUUUGCCCAGGCCUGCAGCUGGGACAGGAAGCGAGAGUGGGGAAGGGGGAGGCCACAGCCCACAGAGAGGAGGCGAGGCGGUGCAGGGCUUGUGGGGAAGGGAGGGAGGGAGGGAGGGAGGUGCCAGAGCUGGAGCCCUGAGGCCCCGCUGGCCCCUGGGCACAGGCCCAGCUCCAGCCCCCAGGGAUGGACCUCGCGGACCCCGACAUCUUCAACAGGGACCCCCGGGACCACUACGACCUGCUUCAGCGGCUGGGUGGCGGCACCUACGGGGAAGUGUUCAAGGCUCGAGACAAGGUGUCGGGGGACCUGGUGGCGCUGAAGAUGGUGAAAAUGGAGCCUGACGACGACGUCUCUACCCUGCAGAAGGAAAUCCUCAUAUUGAAGACCUGCCGGCACGCCAACAUCGUGGCCUACCAUGGGAGCUACCUCUGGCUGCAGAAGCUCUGGAUCUGCAUGGAGUUCUGUGGGGCUGGCUCUCUCCAGGACAUCUACCAAGUGAUGGGCUCCCUGUCUGAGCUGCAGAUCGGCUACGUCUGUCGGGAAGUGCUGCAGGGACUGGCCUACCUGCACUCACAGAAGAAGAUCCACCGAGACAUCAAGGGAGCCAACAUUCUCAUCAAUGAUGCUGGGGAGGUCAGACUGGCUGACUUUGGAAUCUCGGCCCAGAUUGGGGCGACGCUGGCUAGACGCCUCUCUUUCAUUGGGACACCCUACUGGAUGGCUCCCGAAGUGGCGGCUGUGGCCCUGAAGGGGGGCUACAAUGAGCUGUGUGACAUCUGGUCCCUGGGCAUCACGGCCAUCGAGCUGGCUGAGCUCCAGCCGCCGCUGUUCGACGUGCACCCGCUCAGGGUCCUCUUCCUCAUGACCAAGAGUGGCUACCAGCCUCCGCGGCUGAAGGAGAAAGGCAAAUGGUCAGCUGCCUUCCACAACUUCGUCAAAGUCACCCUCACUAAGAGCCCCAAGAAGCGACCCAGCGCGGCCAAGAUGCUCAGUCAUCAGCUGGUGUCCCAGCCCGGGCUGAGCAGAGCCCUCAUCCUGGAUCUGCUCGACAAGCUGAGGAACCCCGGGAAGGGGCCCCUGGUGGGCGAGAGUGAGGACGACGAGCCCGAGCCGCCCCCGGCCAUCCCACGGAGGAUCCGAUCCACGCACCGGUCCAGCUCUCUGGGGAUCCCAGAUGCAGACUGCUGUCGGCGGCACAUGGAGUUCAGGAGGCUCCGCGGCGUGGAGAGCAGACCCCCAGCCCACACGGCUCGCCUGCAGCCCCCUGCAGACUCCAAGGGUGGCAGUCCCAGGAGGGACCAGUCCGAGUCCGACGAUGACUAUGACGACGUGGACAUCCCCGCCCCUGCAGAGGACACACCUCCUCCACUGCCCCCCAAGCCCAAGUUCCGUUCUCCAUCUGACGAGGGUUCUGGUGGGGCUGGGGAUGAGGGGCAGCUGAGCCCGGGGGUGCUAGUCCGGUGUGCCAGCGGGCCUCCCCCACGCACCCCCCGUCCUGGGCCCCCUCCAGCCUCUCGCAGCCCCCACCUCACCGCCUAUUCAGAACCCUCACUGUGGAACCCAGCCCUCCGGGAGCCUGCCCAGCCCCCAGUGCUACCCCCCAAGAAGGAGAAGAUGAGGAGAAAGGAAUGUGCGCUGCUGGUGAAGCUGUUCAAUGGCUGCCCGCUCCGCAUCCACAGCACAGCCUCCUGGACACACCCGUCCACCAAGGACCAGCACCUGCUCCUGGGGGCUGAGGAGGGCAUUUUCAUCCUGAACCGGAGUGAGCAGGAGGCCACGCUGGAGAUGCUCUUUCCUAGCCGGACCACCUGGGUGUACUCCAUCAACAACGUGCUCAUGUCUCUCUCAGGAAAGACCCCCCACCUGUAUUCUCAUAGCAUCCUGGGCCUGCUGGAGCGGAAAGAGAGCAGAACCGGAAGCCCCAUCGCUCACAUCAGCCCCCAUCGGCUACUGGCAAGGAAGAACAUGGUCUCCACCAAGAUCCAGGACACCAAAGGCUGCCGCGCAUGCUGUGUGGCGGAGGGUGCGAGCUCCGGGGGCCCUUUCCUGUGCGGGGCAUUGGAGGCGUCCGUGGUCCUGUUCCAGUGGUACCAGCCCAUGAACAAGUUCCUGCUCGUCCGGCAGGUGCUCUUCCCGCUGCCGACGCCUCUGCCGGUGUUCGCGCUGCUGACGGCGCCGGGCUCCGAGCUGCCGGCCGUGUGCAUCGGCGUGAGCCCCGGGCGGCCGGCCAAGUCCGUGCUCUUCCACACCGUGCGCUUCGGCGCGCUCUCCUGCUGGCUGGGCGAGAUGAGCACCGAGCACAAGGGGCCAGUGCAGGUGACCCAGGUAGAGGAAGACAUGGUGAUGGUGUUGAUGGACGGCUCUCUGAAGUUGGUGACCCCCGAGGGAGCCCCAGCCCGGGGCCUGCACACACCUGAGAUCCCCAUGACGGAAGUGGUGGAGGCUGUGGCUAUGGUUGGGGGUCGGCUCCAGGCCUUCUGGAAGCAUGGCGUGCAAGUGUGGGCUCCAGGCUCAGACCAGCUGCUGCAGGAGCUCAGAGACCCCACCCUCACCUUCCGUCUGCUCGGCUCUCCCAGGCCGGUGGUGGUGGAGACGCGUCCGGCAGAUGACCCGACGGCCCCCAGCAACCUCUACAUCCAGGAAUGAGUCUCCUGGGGGUGCCGGGAGCCAGUCCCUGUACCCCCCAGCAACACACACUAGUGCUCACGUCCUGUCCUUGUUUCCCAAUAAAUAGGACCUUAGCCUCUGA